AGGUCUGAAGAUGCAGGAAUUGCGACUGAUCUGAGGUGUGAAGGUACAGGAAUUGGAGCUGAUCUGAGGUGUGAAGGUACAGGAAUUGGGGCUGAUCUGAUGUGUGAAGGUACAGGAAUUGGGGAUGAUCUGAGGUGUGAAGGUACAGGAAUUGGAGCUGAUCUGAGGUGUGAAGAUGCAGGAAUUGGGGCUGAUCUGAGGUGUGAAGGAAUUGGAGCUGAUCUGAGGUGUGAAGGUACAGGAAUUGGAGCUGAUCUGAGGUGUGAAGGUACAGGAAUUGGAGCUGAUCUGAGGUGUGAAGGUGCAGGAAUUAGGAAU
Staurois parvus is the source of this 318-nucleotide messenger RNA. NCBI's taxonomy places the organism in Eukaryota, Metazoa, Chordata, Amphibia, Anura, Ranidae. The record is from the annotation of a GenBank genome assembly.